CCCGCCGCAGACAGUCGGAGAAAUGCGCGCUUUAUAUCUCUUACCAAGAGGAAGGAACCGCUAGAUCCGCCCCUGCCCAGUGCAGAUCCGCCUGGGUCUUGUCUUUUAAAUAAAGGUGCUUUUGUUAUGAUGAUCACAGACCCGUGUAGUUUGAUUUCUGAGAGGUUAUUUUGUGGUCUUAUAUGAUGGCAGAGAGCUCUUGUGUGUCUGGGAGCCCUCAGCCCUUGAUGUCUCUGGCCCUCAGCGGAGAAUGGACUGCACUGGAACAGAAACUCAAGACACUGGAGAAAGAAGAUCCAGAGAUCUUCCAAAUUGACGAGGAGUCUGGAUUGAGCCUCCUGAUGGUCGCGGUGCGAGAGAGCCAUCAGUCUAUCAUUGAAAGGUUGCUGGAGCUGGGGGUCAAUCCAAGUGACAAAACAAAGGAUGGUAGAUCAGCAUUACACAUCGCUGCAGCUCACUCCAAAGAAGAGAUUGUCAAACUACUGGCCAGUAAAACUGAUCCCAAUUUACCAGCAGGGCCCAAUGAUCAGUUGCCCCUGCACUACGCAGUGUCUCGACCGGCCGGAGGUCUCAGAGUCACGCAAACGCUGCUCCAGUUCAGCAGCAAAGAUGCGCGUCUUACACCAGACAAGGACGGCUGCCUUCCACUGCUGCUGGCUGUUGAAGCGGGGAAUGUUUUGAUUGUUCGAGAACUCCUCUCCAACCAAUCAGAGCCACAGCUCAGAGCCGUGAAGGCGGCAAAUGGCGACACGGCACUUCACAUCUGUUGCAGACAGAAAGAUGUUGAGAUGGCCAAAGUCCUGGUGGAGUUCGGGGCGAAUCCGGACUCUCAGAAUAAUGAAUGGCAGACUCCUCUGCACAUCGCCGCUCUGGAAGGAGACGAGAACAUGCUGAAGUUUUUAUACCACUGCAAGUCCAGUCCCAACAUCUUAGACAAGAUGGACAGAACACCUCUGCUCAUCGCCGCAGAGCGGGGACACACCAGCGCAGUCGAGAUCCUCACUGAAGGUUCAAGUCAUCUGUGUUAG
Carassius auratus (goldfish) is the source of this 1028-nucleotide messenger RNA. Its product is annotated as ankyrin-1-like. The transcript has 8 exons. Gene Ontology annotation, molecular function: protein binding. NCBI's taxonomy places the organism in Eukaryota, Metazoa, Chordata, Actinopteri, Cypriniformes, Cyprinidae. The record is from RefSeq and is a predicted model, not a curated record. The coding region runs from base 183 to 1028 and encodes 281 amino acids.